CGCUCCCCGCACCCCCGGCGCACCUGUCUCCUAUCUUUUAGCCAAAAUCCCGCCCAAAGGCAUGUCUGCCGGGUACUGGUGCAACGCCCCCUACCCGCACCCUCCGGGCUCAGAUUCCCGGGUUCCGGACUCCAGAGACCUGUCCGCCUGGCGUCCCCCGACCGCCGAGUUUCCGCGGGCGCCACCGGGGCCCUCCGGCGGACCCUCAAGGGCCCGCAGGCCGCCCCCGCGCUCAGCUGAGACACGGCAGUGCGCGAAGCCUGGGCACUCACCCAGCGGGAGAGGGCAGGAGGCGGCGCAGCGGGCGGUAGCGGCAGCCUGGCCUCGCACUCUGCGCUCACGGCUGUUUUCCUCGUUCCCACUUUUCCUGGUGUACCACGAUGGGCGCCAAUGCAGGUCCCCCAAGCUCCGCACCUCCCUGGGGGCACCGCGCUGUCCCUGCCAGAAAGAUCCUUGGCGCACACACCACAGAAUGACUCGAGCGGGGGCUCGUGGGUUCCUUGGCGCUGUGCCCUCCUUCCAGGCGACAGCGGUGCUGCUGGACGGGGUUCGAGCCUUGGACUGCCGGUCAGACUUUCAGGUUAAACGGUACUCCUCUCUACCUCUCUACUUAUAAACCAACUGCAGGAAAGUGCGUGUCAGGUUGUCAGCCAUAAGCAGAGGACUCUUUCACUGUUAUUUGGUUAAAACAUCUAUCCUCAGUUACAGAUGCUUCUCCUGCCAGUUCGCUGAUAAAAGUUUUUAGCCAUGCAUUGGAAUCACCUCAGGACUCCACUCCCAAUCAAUUAUACAUCUGGGGGAGGACCAAGGCAUCGGUAUUUUUCAGAAGCUCCAUUGGUGAUUCUGACAACACAGCUAGGAUUAAGAAACUGAUCAAUGGGAACGGCAUGCCUGUUAGCAGAGGAGCUUCCCUGGGAAUUGUCACACACACAAACACCAUCAAUCUUCCUUCCUCACUCCUGAGAGCCCUCAUUCUUUGGCAGCAGGAACAGCUGAAAUUAGUAAACCCUGGUUCCCUGCUCUCUCACAGAUCGCAAGAGUCCAACAUGUGGAUAUAAACUUUCAUUCAUGGGAGGAUCUUCCCCUCAGUGGAAAAGCAACUGGGAAAAGCAGGACACACUGUACAGUGACUGCAGUUUCAUCCAGUGCCACCACCCAUGCAGGCAUAAAUAACGAACAUGGAUGGGGGAGUCUGGAGCGGCUGAAUUGUAAAGACCAUAAAUGUUUAAACUUUUUCCGUUAGUAAUAUUUCUGCUUUUUGUGUAUGUGUGUGUAGAAGUUCUGUCUUUAUAAUUCUCACCACUAUGCAUCAUACUUCCCAGGAGGAAGGAAGAACACAAAAAUUAAAAUUCUCACAAAGGCUACCGUUAAGCUGGAGGAAGACCACAUCACUGUGUGUCCACAAAGAUACACAGCCAAGCCGGGUUCAGCCAUGCUGGUCAUCUGCUCGAUAUAAUAUGAUUAUUUAGAUCUCUAGAUAGUGGAUAAAAAACAACUACAGAAAAAAAAAUGCUAGAAACUAGAAUGUCAUUUUUACACACUCAUUUGUAGAAUUCCUCCCAGUUUUUACUCAAGGGAACUUUAAAAUAUUUUCAUUUGAGGAAAGAACUGUUUUGAGUUUACCCUAUAAAAUGGCCACUAAAACUCACCCACUUUCAUGAUUACCCAGCCAUCCUCAGAUCAUCUUCAUGAUUUUCCUGGAAAUAACGGAAGAGGCCCUGGGGAUGAUUUUAUUGGUAGAGUGGGAAUGUAUUAAAAUUCUCUACUUGUUACAUGGUCUUUCCUCCACCCUACAAGAUGCAUGCUUGUAACUCAAAUUUCCAUUUGAGUAAUUAACAAUUAUUAUUUAAAACUAACCUGAAAAUAAAAAUUGUAUUCAUUCAUAGGGAGCAUCUACCUAUUUAUUAUUACCACAUAGGUGAUGUGACUCUAGAAACAUCUUGGUAUACAAAUAGCCAAUUAAAAUAUAAAAUGUAAUGAUUUUCAAAAGCUACUCUUUUUCCUUCUCUCAUCUCUAUCUACUAAUUGGAAAAUCUAUUUGCCAAACACAACAAAGAUGAUUGACAGAAUUUUGAAAAUACACAAAUUUCCCUAUUAAAGAGGGUGAAUGGAUGUCAGCACUGUAUCAGACACAUAAUAUUAAGGAGAUACCUAUUGUUUAACAUUCUGUGUAGUUAAUGUUACAAACAGACGUCAAAAAGUGAAUAAAAACAUGUCAUGAAAUUACCAAAUAAUGAAUUAACUUCCUGGAUACAAGGAAGGUUCUGUUAGCAAGUUCUUUUUAAUAAAAGCAAAGAAUGGGGAUGUAACAAUUAGAGAAACGUGGAGGAAAACAUAAGGAAGUUGGGAGAGGGAGGUCAAAUCUCACUUUCAGUUAUCAGUAAAGUGCACAUUCUUUUUUGCAUUCUGUGAGGCUGGAGGUGCUGCUGAUAAAAUGUCCUCACAUAUUCUGUCAAUGUCAGGAUGCAAACAUCACUAAAUAAACCCUCGUGUCAAAAUGUCACCUAGUGAUUAUUUAUGCUUCUUGACAACACCAAUAAAUGACAAGGCUGCCUCUAUUUCUGUGAAAGGUUGCAUACCAAUUGUUAUAGGUAAUAUAGAUGAAGUACAAAGUAGUUAUCAGAAUUCAUUUAAACUGUGCUAUUAAAUUAGAUAUGUCUGCAAUAGCCAUCACAGUAAAUACUACUGUGAUUCUCCUGAAGGAAUAUUGCCUAAACAAUUUAAUGCAGGACAUUUCCUAAUUACCAUGCAUUUCUGAAUCUCUGCUACCAUGUAGAUACUCACACUGAAAGAGAAGUGUCAUUUCUUUUUCUUCUUUAAUUUGUCAUUGUUUCCCAGUGUUCUUGCUUCUGGGAUUGAAUUUGGAGUCUACAUUUUUUAAGGGUACUGCAAUUAUUAACGUAGUCUGGGAUGAUAAUGUCUCAGCAAAAUGUACAGAAUGUGAAUAAGAUAGUUAACACCUUAGUUGUUCUAAUUCUAUAUUGCUUCCUGUUCCAAAUCUACUAAUGAGUAAUAAGAGAUGUAGCACUAAUCAAUGGAACAAAAGCAUGCAUUUUGAAAAUACUCUAUCAACUCCAUCAGUAAAAUUUGUAAGGUAAUUAUAAAUUUGUUAUCAGACAUUUUAAAUUGUUAAGGUAUAAUUAAUUAAAAGGUAUUAUUUUAUUUGGGAUAACCUUCCACUCUGUUAAUCAUACUAAAACACUUGAUGCUCAAAACACAAUUCAAAGUCAUCUUAAUCAGUGUGAACUUCAAGAUCUUCUUAAAAAUGACCUCUGAUACUACCCUGAGAUUAUUGGAGUGUAAAUCCUUGCUUUGUACUUUCUGGCUGUGUGUACUUAGGCAAAUGACUAACUUUGCUGUUCUUGUAUUUUCUCACUGUUAAAAUGAAAUAGAAAUAGCACCUGCCUCUGUGAGGUAGUUUGAUAAAAGGAUUAAAUGAGAAAAUCUACAUAAAGCAUAGUGCCUAAGAUCUGUCACACAGUAUUUUCAAGAUACGUGAAAACACAUUCUAAAAUUAUCAUUACUUGAAAAUAAAAUCCACAUGGAGAACUUCUAAUUUGCUAAUAAGCCUACAGAUGAUUUUGUAGCUAUAGAAAUAAAGUGAAAUUAAAGCAAUAACUAAGUUCAAAAGAGUUCUGUGUCCUCCCUUCUUUAUAACAUUCUAGAUUUAUAAACUGCAAACUGUUUUCUCAGCUCAACUCAACAGAAAUAAGAAUGUGCUUGCUUUUUCUCUUCACGUUUUCCUAUUUUCCUGUUACUUUUUAAAUGUUAGCUGUAUCUGAAAUUCCACUACUCUGAUUUACUAUCUCUGGUUUAAUAGAUACAUUAAUUCAUUCUUAUUCAUGAUAUUUUUGCAUAUUAAUGAAAGGGAAAAUCCAUUUAUGACCAUAUUCCACAACUUAGGAAAUCCUUUCCUUUAUAUAAAGAAGUGGCUUAGCAACCCAACAAAACUGUCACCCCCUCCAACUCUCAACAACUACAAAACUACUACAAGAAGCAAAAUAAAACAAAACUUUUCUUAAGUUUUUCCUGUAAUGAAAUGGUGAAAGACUUGUUCACCAGAACACUUAAGAAGUGAGCCUGGC
Molecule: messenger RNA, 4085 nt
Organism: Cercocebus atys (sooty mangabey)
Lineage: Eukaryota; Metazoa; Chordata; Mammalia; Primates; Cercopithecidae
Exons: 3
Coding region: 62-616 (184 amino acids)
Source: RefSeq, a predicted model, not a curated record